Messenger RNA from Carcharodon carcharias (great white shark), 627 nucleotides. It is a transcript of the gene fgf16, whose product is annotated as fibroblast growth factor 16. The transcript has 3 exons. Gene Ontology annotation, molecular function: fibroblast growth factor receptor binding; growth factor activity. Lineage: Eukaryota; Metazoa; Chordata; Chondrichthyes; Lamniformes; Lamnidae. The record is from RefSeq and is a predicted model, not a curated record. Gene Ontology annotation, biological process: positive regulation of protein phosphorylation; cell differentiation; animal organ morphogenesis. Bases 1 to 627 code for a protein of 208 amino acids. Gene Ontology annotation, cellular component: cytoplasm.
AUGGCCGAGGUUGGGAGCUAUCUGGGACCCCUGGACUCAGACAUACACGCCGUUUCUCUUGGGAAUAUGCCCGUGCUGGCCCAGGCCGACUCCCCCGGGUUCCUGAGCGAAAGGCUCGGGCAGAUCGAAGGCAGGCUGCAGAGGGGAACACCCACCGACUUCGCCCACCUCAAAGGCAUCCUCCGGCGGAGGCAGCUCUACUGCAGGACCGGCUUCCACUUGGAAAUCUUCCCGAACGGGACUGUCCACGGGACCCGGCAGGAUCACAGCCGAUUCGGAAUUCUGGAGUUCAUCAGCUUAGCGGUGGGACUGGUCAGCAUCCGUGGGGUGGACUCGGGACUUUAUCUGGGGAUGAACGAGAGAGGCGAGCUCUAUGGGUCGAAAAAAUUAACAUCCGAGUGUGUUUUCCGGGAGCAAUUUGAGGAGAACUGGUAUAAUACCUACGCAUCAACUUUGUAUAAACACUUAGAUACUGGGAGACAUUAUUAUGUGGCUUUGAAUAAAGAUGGUUCCCCACGGGAAGGAUAUAGGACUAAACGGCAUCAAAAAUUUACUCACUUUUUACCUAGACCCGUGGACCCUGAAAAAGUACCGACAUUAUACAGAGACCUCUUGAACUAUAGUUGA